AGGCGGCGGCGGUAAGACACGUGUGGGGCUGCUGGGAGUUCUAGUGUGUCUCCCUGACAGGUUUCAAAAAAAUGAUCACACUCUUUCCAACAGAUUAAAGUUGAUGGGUUCACCUCUCAAACUGGACCUCCUGAAUGCUUUGUACAGCAGCACCCCGCAGUCGGUAGCACCCCGCAGUCUGUAGCACCCCAUGGCUUGUGUGCCCAACAAUGAGCUCCACAACCCGGCAACCAGGAGGCUGUAUUCAAGGAUGGAGGCCUCCUGCUUGGAGCUAGCAUUAGAAGGGGAACAUCUGUGCAAGGCUGGCGAUUUCAAAACUGGAACUGUUUUCUUCGAAGCCGCUGUGCAGGUCGGAACGGAAGACUUGAAGACGCUUAGUGCCAUCUACAGUCAGCUCGGCAAUGCUUACUUCUACCUGAAAGAGUUCUCUAAAGCUCUGGAAUAUCACAAACAUGACCUGACUUUGGCAAGAUCCAUCGGAGACCAUAUUGGAGAAGCCAAGGCAAGCGGGAACUUGUGUAAUACCCUUAAAAUCUUGGGCCAGUACGACGAGGCUAUCGCUUGCUGUCAGAGGCACUUGGAUAUUUCUCUAGAGCAAGGAGACAGGGUGGGUGAGGCGCGAGCUUUGUAUAAUGCCGGCAAUGUGUUCCAUGCCAGGGGGAAGCAGUUAAGCUGGAAUAUGCCCCAGAUACCCGGAGAUCUGUCUGAAGAAGUCAAGGAGACUCUAGAAAAAGCCACAGAGUAUUACCAGCGGAAUUUGGCACUGGUAAAAGAAUUGGGGGACAGGGCAGCCCAAGGUCGGGCGUAUGGGAACCUUGGUAAUACCCACUACCUCCUUGGCAACUUCAGCGAGGCCAUUGCCUUUCAUAAAGAGAGACUGGCUAUAGCCAAGGAGUUUGGAGACAAGGCGGCAGAGAGGAGAGCGUACAGCAACUUGGGCAAUGCUCACAUAUUCCUCGGGAAGUUCGAUGUAUCGGCAGAGUAUUACAAGAGGACCCUGCAGCUCUCCCGGCAGCUGAAAGACCAGGCGGUGGAGGCCCAGGCUUGUUAUAGUCUGGGAAACACUUACACACUGCUGCAAGACUAUGUGCGGGCUAUAGAGUUCCAUCUCAAGCACCUCUCCAUAGCGCAGGAACUGGGGGACAGGGUGGGUGAAGGUCGGGCUGCGUGGAGUUUGGGGAACGCUUAUGUAUCAUUAGGGAACCAUGAGAAAGCUCUGGGCUACGCUGGGAAACACCUGGAGAUAUCGCAGGAGAUUGGGGACAAGAAUGGCGAACUAACGGCGCGAAUGAACGUAACGCAGCUGCAGUCGGCCCUCUGCAUCCACGAUGGAGACUCUUCUCCGCUAUAUGAGGCUCAAGGUGCCAGACCCAAGAGGUUCCAGCGCCACAGCAUGGACAGCCUGGAGUUCAUCCCAUUCCCCUCCGACAAGGAGCAAAAUGGAGAUUUCAGCCGGAGCAAAAACUACCGCAACCAUCACGUUUCCAUGGAGGCAAAUGCACAGGAGGUUCCUACUCUUGAUACCAAUGACGUCCGGCUACAGAUGCCCCCCUUGAAAAUCAAUCGGGCCCCAUCGGAUGAGGAAUGUUUCUUUGACCUCCUGAGUAAAUUCCAGAGCAGCCGCAUGGACGAACAGAGAUGUACGUUAGACGAGACCGAGACGGGAAUCUCCGAGACCUCGACUUCCCCUGUGCCAGUGCUGGAGGACCCCAUAUCCUCCCCCUCAUUGAUGGCGUCGCCCCAGACGGAGGAAUUGUUUGACUUGAUUGCCACUUGCCAGAGUCGGCGACUGGACGAGCAGAGAGCGAGUGUGGGCAAACUGCCGGGCCUGCGGCUAACGCACAACAACGUGGGCCACCUGAGAGUGGAAGGGGAGGAGCCGGGCGACGACUUCUUCAAUAUGUUAAUGAAGUGCCAGUCUUCCCGGAUAGACGAGCAGAGGUGCGCCCCCCCAGACGCCAUCCCCAGGGGUCCCACCGUGCCCGACGACGACUUCUUCAGCCUCAUCCAGAGAGUCCAGGCCAAGCGCAUAGACGAACAGCGAGUGGAUCUCUCCUCAAACCAACAGGAAGAGGCUCGGCCGGACCCACUGACCAUGAACAACAGCUGAACGUCAGGACAGACACACGGACUUAUCCAAGGCUGCUCUGUAUGGAAGUGCCGAGUAUCUGCCCCGGGCAGGAGGGUCGGCCGUUCAGUGUUUUUUGGACAAAUUGUUUUUAUGACUGUUUUCUUACCCAAUGAACUGAUGCCCCUCCCCCCGGGGCAAUUUUAUAAAGGGCUACAAGAGCCGAGGCAACUGCCAGGUGUAAGUCACACUGAAUAAAACUGGCGGCAAGUAGCACAGGGUCCAGUGUUUGUAAUGUCAGUACCCCCCCUCCCCCCACUGACCUGAUUCAUUAAAGGGCAAUUACCCCACACACACGAAAUGGAUUUUAUACAAAAUCUAAUUGUUGGGGAGAAACUGCCAAUUAAAGGCAUCAUCAUCAGUAGCAGGUAUAUGUAUAAAUCUACAGACAUACGUGUAACACGCCAUUAGUACAUUAAUCCCCAGUCUAUUCAUUGCACCCUCACCCUGCUCUGCUCCCCAACCUUAUUUGCUCCAGGGACUGGUGUAAAGCCAGUGGAGGGGCAUCAAAUUCAUCGCAACUGUCAGAUUCAGGAUCACAAGUGUCAGAUUCAGGAUCACAAGUGUCAGAUUCAGUGCGUCUGCAUCAAAUGCGGAUUUGGCUCGGCGGCCCAGUUCAGGUUUGUCUGCGGCAGUUGGGGGACCCCUGCUCUAUGGGACAAUUGUUCCUCUGCUGCCCCCCCAGAUCACAUUCACAGGGUAAAGUGGGGGCUUUAAGCAAACAGAAGCCCAGGCUGAUGUCACACGGGGGUAUUUACGCUGGUGCCAUGGAAACUGUGACUCUAGGGGGCCCCCCCAUACAAACACACCCCAAAAUCGUGAGGGUUGCAGGUAAGUAGUCACUCAGUGGUCUCACCAGUGCACCAAUCACAUCAGCCUAAUCUAUAGUGGGGGUCAGACAAAGCAGCAGUACCCCCCCCAUCACAAAUCUCUGCAUUAGCUCCCGCACAACUGCCCCCCCCCCCCAAAGCUGGACUUUGGGCUCCUUGAUCUAACCAACCCUGUACUUGAAUGUUGGACUGGAGGGCAUGCUGGGAGUUGUAGUUGAACCGCAACUGGGACAGCCCAGAGUUAUUUAUUAUUUGCUGAAUCUACAGAGACAAACUGCCAAAUUAAAUAGAAAAUCUUUUCUUGUGCUUCAUAAAAAUAUUUUGUGGAAGAA
Messenger RNA from Xenopus laevis (African clawed frog), 3290 nucleotides. RefSeq names its product G-protein signaling modulator 1 L homeolog (gene gpsm1.L). Bases 191 to 2110 code for a protein of 639 amino acids. Gene Ontology annotation, molecular function: G-protein alpha-subunit binding; GTPase regulator activity; GDP-dissociation inhibitor activity. Gene Ontology annotation, biological process: establishment of mitotic spindle orientation. Gene Ontology annotation, cellular component: plasma membrane; membrane; cell cortex. The record is from RefSeq and is a predicted model, not a curated record. The transcript has 16 exons. NCBI's taxonomy places the organism in Eukaryota, Metazoa, Chordata, Amphibia, Anura, Pipidae.